Tachyglossus aculeatus (Australian echidna) is the source of this 1286-nucleotide messenger RNA. It is a transcript of the gene RIBC1, whose product is annotated as RIB43A domain with coiled-coils 1. Lineage: Eukaryota; Metazoa; Chordata; Mammalia; Monotremata; Tachyglossidae. The record is from RefSeq and is a predicted model, not a curated record. The transcript has 6 exons. Bases 5 to 1144 code for a protein of 379 amino acids.
CAAGAUGUAUAAGGCGGACAUCCAGCCCGAGAGGAAGGAGGCAGCUGCCAUUGAAGCCAGGAGGAACCAAGAGAAGCAGAGGCAGAGCCGCAUCUUCAACGUCCGGAACCGGGUCAUAGGGGUGGACGUCGAAGCUCUGAACGGCCAGGUGGACGAACGGAAGCGGCGGGAGGCGGCCGAGAGAGCCCGCGAGGAAGCUUUUGAUGCUGAGCGGGUCCAGUGUGACCUGGUGGCCCAGAUGCUUGAAAGGGAGCAGGCGGAGCGGGCGCGGCGGCUGGCCCGGGGCAUCCAGGAAUUCAGGGAGCGGGAACAGCAGCCGGAAAGCCGGCGCGAGUUUGACCUGAACGACCCAGCCGGGCUCCAGAAGGCGCUGCCGGCCCGCGUCGGGGACGACGACCCCCGCUGCGGCCCUGCCAGCCUGCAGCUCUUUGCCGGGGAGGCCCUGUCCGGGCCCGCUCAACAGCGGCUGCAGCGGGAACAGAAUCGGAAGGACCUGGUUCGGCAGCGAGCUGAGCGGCAGCGGGCGGAGGCUGAAGGAAAGUACGCAGCCGUCCUGGAUGACAAGAAGCGGAUAGAGCUGGACCUGAGGGCGGCACACCUGGCUGAGCUGGAGGAGGCCUGCCGCAGAGCCAAGGACUUGGCCGUGGCUAACUUCAACAGGGCCCAGGCGGCCGAGACGGCUGAACAGAGGCGCCUGGCCCGGCAGCAGGAGGAUGACGACAACCUGGCCGAGAUCUACAAUCACCUGACGGGCGACCUGCUGACCGAGAACCCGCAGGCCGCUCGGAGCGAGCUGGCCCCGCACCGAGUGGUGCCCGAUCGCUGGAAGGGCAUGAGCCCCGAGCAGCAGGCUGCCAUCCACCGCGCCCAGGAGAGCCAACGCCAGGACGGCCGGCGCCGACGGGAACAGGAACGGCAGCUGGAAGCUGAGUGGGAACACCAGAGGCAGCUGGGGGCGAGAGCCGCCCUGGAGCUGGAGCGUCGGCAGCGGGAGUUGGCCCAGAGGCUGCGCCGAGGCCAGGACCUCUACAACCAGCAGCUGGCACAAGAGCAACGGGCACACAAGGAGUACCUAGACAAGGUCGUCUACACGAAUCAGCCCACCGCCCAGUACCACCUCCAGUUCAACAGCAGCAGCCGCUGAGUUUGCGAGCCAGCUCGCGCUGGGCCCCCGGUGGAGCGGGAGCCGGGGCGCGGGGAAGGGAAGGGGCCCGCGGCAGGGGCUCGGUUCUCCGGGCCCCGCUAAUAAAGUGGUUUUGGAGUCUCGAUGCGGUUGGAGCCGGAGG